UACUGGAACAUGAAUGAAACUUGACAGUGAUGGUGAUGAGCAACUUUUGCUGAGAUAGCGUUUACGGAACAAGUAGUUAAUGACGCCGCUGUCACCUGAGUCCGAACGAGCUCCCGUCCGCUGCCAACCAGGUGGGAGUCAUCCAGCUGCAGGCUCGGACUGUUACACCAGGUGUAUGACAACAUCAUGGAAAGAAUCCCUACGAGGGAGACACGCUUUGUUUUUAACAGGAAACUGAAGUCUUGCUGCAGGACAAUUCUCGCUCUGAAAUCUGGUUAUCAAUAUGGCCUUAUGGAUUAUUCAGAUGACUGUGUUGGUGCUAUCUGUCUUCAGCAGCAGCAGUCAGGGGAAGAGGGACAAGGUGCUCUACUGUUCUGCAUGCAAGGCAAUUGUGGAUGAACUGAACUUCUCAAUAAGUCAGGUGGACCCAAAGAAAACCAUCAACGUGGGCAGCUUUAGACUCAACCCUGAUGGAACUAUGGAAGACAAAAAGGUACCUCUCGCUCGCUCAGAGACUCACCUUCACGAGCUCCUGGACGGGGUGUGCAACAGCAUGAGCGACUACUCCCUCCAUGUGGACCCCGACACCCAGCACAAACAGUACAUGAGGUUUGCACCCAGGAGCAGCGAGACCACCGGCAACUUCCCUGACUUUAAAAACUUCCAGUUUGAUGGACCCGAGGCAUCCAGUGCCCUGAAAUUCGCAUGUGAAACCGUGGUGGAGGAGCUGGAGGAUGAUAUCAUCUCCCUGUUCAGCCAGGACGUAAAGCAUGUGCACGAGGAGUUAUGCAACAGAGUCUCAGACUACUGUAAAGACAGCAGUCACACAAACCAGGAGUUAUAAUGGUGUUUAUAUUUUCUGUCACCCAAGGUGAGACCAGCUAUGGCGCAGAGAUUACAAAAAGAGACCUUUAACAAUAUCCGUUUUUGGCAAAUAAUUGACAGACUUUUGAAAUUAAUAAAAGUAGAAAUCUUGAUAAAAACCAUGUUGUGCACAUCAGUUUUUGUGUGAGGCUUUUACUCGCGGCUUCUGCAUGCUCUCUGAUGUCAGACCAUAAUAUUGUGUUGUCAGCUGCUGGCUCUUAUUGGUUUUCUGAACAGCGCCUGCUUCUUCUAGGGCUGACUAAUCAUAAUCAGGCCUACAAACUGCACACGGUAAUGAAGUCAUGGCUAUGUUUCUAUUAUGUUUGCCUGCUACCUGUGAAUGUAUAUCUCUGAGCUGCAGGAAAAAUAGAAAUUCUACAUAGUGCUGCAACAAUUAGUAAACUAAUCAAAUUAUCAAGCAAAAAAUGUCCCAACAUUUGCUGCUUCUUCUGUUUUUAUAUAUCGCAGUGAAAUAAAUAUCUUUGGGCUUUGGACUGGAAA
Micropterus salmoides (largemouth bass) is the source of this 1365-nucleotide messenger RNA. RefSeq names its product canopy FGF signaling regulator 1 (gene cnpy1). The transcript has 7 exons. Bases 284 to 844 code for a protein of 186 amino acids. The record is from RefSeq and is a predicted model, not a curated record. Gene Ontology annotation, cellular component: endoplasmic reticulum. Lineage: Eukaryota; Metazoa; Chordata; Actinopteri; Centrarchiformes; Centrarchidae.